Molecule: messenger RNA, 2972 nt
Organism: Calypte anna (Anna's hummingbird)
Lineage: Eukaryota; Metazoa; Chordata; Aves; Apodiformes; Trochilidae
Gene: CYYR1
Product: cysteine and tyrosine rich 1
Exons: 4
Coding region: 11-511 (166 amino acids)
Source: RefSeq, a predicted model, not a curated record
CGCUGCCGGCAUGGAGGCAGCGGGGUGGCGUGGCCGGGCCGAGGGGCGCCCCGCUGCUGGGGUGCUGCUCCCGCCUUCCCUCCUCCUCCUCCUACUCCUCCUCCUCGUGGCAGCAGAAGAUUGUCUGGCUCAGUGUGAUAAUGACUGCAAAGCUUACUGCUGUGAUGGGACUACUCCCUACUGCUGUUCAUAUUAUGCCUACAUUGGGAAUGUCCUUUCAGGCACGGCGAUAGCUGGAAUUGUUUUCGGAAUAGUAUUUAUAAUGGGAGUGAUUGCUGGGAUUGCCAUCUGUAUCUGCAUGUGCAUGAAGAACAACCGUGGGACUCGAGUAGGGGUCAUCCGCACUACACACAUCAACACCAUCAGCACAUACCCAGUGGCUCCACCACCAUACAGUUAUGAAUAUGAAAUGGAGUACCCAGCUGACCUACCUCCACCUUACACACCAACUCCACAGGCAUCGAUACAGUAUCCCCCACCCCCUCCUUACCCUGGAUAUUCCGGGAAAUAAUUACGUGGCUUCACACAGAUAUUAACUGCCUGCACCACUGGGACAAUUAUUACCAGCUCAGGGACCAAUAGGAUGGGGUCUGCAUCAACACAUGUGGCCAGGUGUUGAAAUAAUCUGGGAUGGCUGCCAUGGCUCAGGUUGAAGAAAAACACUGUCCACUCUGGACUGUCACGUUUCCUGGUUAAACAGCGUGUGACCAAAGAAACAGUUCCUGUAAGUCAGUGCCUGAUGAGCAGCUCUUAGCAUCAGUGCUUUGCUUCAGCUGCAUCCUGUUACAGCGUGUGGGAGUGGAGGGCUUUCCAUGUAAGAACAUGCAAGUGGCACAAAUGGUUCAGCAAGCUGUGUCGAAGGCACAAGAGGCAGCUGCUGAGGCAUACUUUGGGGGGAAGACUCCAGCUGUUGUCUUCAGGCGUGUGUUAAUGCCUUCUCUUGAAAUGAGAGGAAUGACGAAAACCAAGGAAGACUGAAGCUAUUUUCAGCUUCUGCUGCAGGCUGAUGGUACCUGAUGAUCAGCUGUGAGUUGUGGUCUGAUAAGCAGAUUUUGAAGAGAAGUGCUGUUGGAACUACUCAGUAACCAACAAAUAAUGGAUAUUAUUUGUUACCAAGCAUAAGUUGUUUUAAGUGCCUGAUUUUAAACAGUUUGAGACUACUUUGUGACCUGUAAUGUAAACAUAAAGAGCAUUUUUAUAUGUAAAAUACACUAAUUUAUAGCUGAUUUACUUUUACAUGGUCUUAGAUACUGUAUACAUUGGACAUAUGUAUAAUGCUUUUUUAUCAGCAAGUGAUGCUUCAUUUUUUUAAAAAAAAUUAAGAAAACUCACAAGUGAGAGAAGAAAUAUAAACUAAGUAUGAAAAUAUCAUAGAUUUGUCUUGAAUUGGAUUGCAUAAAGAAUAUUUUAAAAAUAAAAAUCAUGUUGUUUACCAGUAAUAAUGAUAACCAAGAUAAUCUCUAACCAAAGAGAUUAGCAGAGAGGCUGUGAACAUCAAAUUACUUUUGAACAUUGUCUUGAGCAUUUUUAAGCUGUAAGUCACCAAAUAAUAUCUUUUGCAUUUGUCACACACUGUUCAAAAUUACCUAAUCUCCACUGUGUAAAGUACCAGCCUUUGUGAUUUAAAACAUUUCAUGUACUUUGGGGAAUAACCAUAAUUCAGCAGCAGCUGUUUGACUUUGGGAUGGAGUAUCCUGUUACCUAAAGCAUCAUACUUCAGUCAUAAGACUACUAUUUUGCUCAGUUUUAUAUGCAAAGCAUAACAACAGUGAUUCUCUUCAGAGGUGUAGAAGUGCUGAACAUAGUUUGAGCUGGGUGACUGGGCAGGUGGAGAUGCUACAGCCAAAAUAGCAGGUUACUAAAAUACAACACCUAGAGCUCAGGAUGUGGCAUCAGGUCCAUUUCAGGGAAAAGACUACAGGUUACCACUGAUUCCGCGAGAUCAGGAUACAUUGAUAUGUUUUCCAGUGUAACCCUCAUCUUUCUUUCAGGUGACAACAGAUGACAACAUUUCAUUACCAUGUAAGUCUGAUAUUUUUGGCAUUCAGACCUGAUCCAGAGAGGAACUCAAGCAACCUUUUAACUUGGAGCACAAAAGAUAUUCAGAGGCCUUCUUGUAAAAAAGACCUUAUUGACUUUUCUUGCUUAGAUUUUUUAACUGUAUUUGUUCUUUCCAGGCUGCUUGUCUUCUUGAAACCCCACUUAAGAGCUCAAAUGGCCUCAGUCCUCACCACUGUAAGUUCAGAAGGUCUGUGUUACGGCCCUUGGCCAAACUGAGCUUUGAGUCACAGGCCCAUGAGCUACCUAGGAAUCUGUAAUCCAGUCAGGAUAACCGAGCUGUGUCACAGGUUUUGAAUGCUGCUGGUUCCUUGGAAUCUUCUCUAAGGAAGGAAAGUUCUAUACUCAUUUCUGUCCUCAACUAGGUUAUCCUUACAGUUACUUCUGCUCUGGGCUAUGUCCUGCAACAUUUCAGCCAGUACCAUGACCUCUCAAGAGCCAGAUCUGAUAACCCCCCAUGAAGGGCAACCUUCUCUGUGGGGUGUUUUGUCAGUCCCUGCUGAAAACCCUAUACUGUGGUAUUGAUGUGCCUGCCAGCGUGGUGGCCAGCAUGAAGAACAGAAUAAACAUAGUUUCCUCUGCAGGAAAUUCUGUUCCUGCCACAUCAUUCUGUGAUAGUAUCUCAGUACUUUCCAGUUGAUUACACUGGAUGAUAUUUCUGUGCCAAAAAGUUACCUAUAGAUAAAAAGUGUUGUCAUUUUUCCCAUUCUUGUAUUUUAUUUCUUUGUGCUGUACAUGCAGACACACAAAUCAAAAGGCAGUUCGUAUUUGAUGAAUCCAGUCUCUUGAAAAAUACAAAGAAAGAAAACUAUUCAAUAGAUCGUAAAUCUUUCAUUAGAGGAAAAAUUUCCCCGGCUGUGACAUUUGUCAGAACAAGUUAUAAAGCAGAUUUCUUAAAUAAAAAGGCAUUUCUA